Messenger RNA from Paramecium tetraurelia, 894 nucleotides. RefSeq lists its product as uncharacterized. The record is from RefSeq and is a predicted model, not a curated record. Lineage: Eukaryota; Ciliophora; Oligohymenophorea; Peniculida; Parameciidae. The transcript has a single exon.
AUGAGUUGCGCUUAUCAUAUCGGAAAUCAAAUAUAACUGAUCUGCUUAGCUCCCCACAAGUGUAAAUUUUAGAGGAAACUUUGUGGCGAGUGUCUUUUUGAACACGAAGUGGAUGUGAAAUUAUAUAUUGCUCCAAUUAAAAAAUUUUAAGAAUUAGUGACCUAGAAAUUAGAAUUAUCUAAACCUAAUAAUGAAUUAGAAUUAACAGCAUAAAUAUUGAAUUUCAAGACCAUCCUUUCUUCAACUUAGAAUAUGUUGAAGUAAAUUUGGGAUCAAUUAACAGAAUCAAUCAAGUAGAUAUUUGAUAUGAUAGAGAUGGAAGAUAAAUCUUAUUAAAAAAUCAUUAGCAAUAAUGUGAAUCCAACAGAAUUGUCAAAUACUGAUUUAGAAAAAUUAGUCCAAAUUGUAGAAGGAAAAUCAUUAGAUUUUUGGAAAGAGAAGAAAAAUUCUUAUUUGAAGAGGUUAGAGUUUACAAAGGCUUGUUUAGAUUAAGAAACUAGGGCAUUUUGUGAAAGGUUAAAUAAAGAAAGGAAAUCGAUUAUGUAAUUAAUUACAAUGGUAGGUAAUUCACAGGAGAACACUCAAUCAAUAACACUAAUAGAACAGGUUUAUAAGAGAAAGAAGGAUUUGUAUGAGGUGUUGAUUUAGACUAAGAAUAUUGACGGAUCCUUCUUAAAUGAAAUAAUUGCUAUGUUGAAAAAAGAGAAAAUUACAAAUUGUUUAGAAUUCUUUUCUAAAUAAAUUAAAGAUUAAACAUAGUUGAAAUUUAUCGCUAAUGUGAUUUUAAAUAUUAAUGAAAUAGACUUUAAUAAAAAGAACUACUCUUUAAAAGAGAAUGAAUAAAUUAGUAAAAACGUGAUGAAAAAAAAUAUCUUCAGAAAAACAAAUCAUUGA